Messenger RNA from Lycium ferocissimum, 1359 nucleotides. RefSeq lists its product as uncharacterized. Lineage: Eukaryota; Viridiplantae; Streptophyta; Magnoliopsida; Solanales; Solanaceae. The record is from RefSeq and is a predicted model, not a curated record. The coding region runs from base 1 to 1359 and encodes 452 amino acids. The transcript has 2 exons.
AUGACGGACCCAAAUGAACAUUUGACUGCGUAUACAUGUGCUAUUAAGGGCAAUGAUCUCGCCGAUGACGAAAGGGAAUCAGUGCUACUUAAGAAAUUUGAGGAAUCUCUGUCAAAGGAGGCGAUGAUUUGGUAUCAUAACUUGCCCGAGCAUUCAGUUGAUUCAUUUGCCAUGCUCGCUGAUGCUUUCGUUAAGGUUCAUGCCGGGGCCAUCAAGGUCGAAACACGAAAAUCGGACUUGUUCAACGUCAAACAACGAGAUGACGAGACCCUCCGCGAGUAUCAGUCGAAGAUCAGGGUUGAAGAUGAUAAGAUUUUGAGGGCUGCUUCGGUAUCAUGGCAUUCCGGUAAAGGGAGUGAUCGCUCGAGGAGAUUGGUAGAUCGGGAUUCCAGAUCAUCAUAUGACAGGUACCAGCCUUACCCACUCGAUCGAAGGGGAAACGGACGCAACAGCGAAUCAGGCAAGAGUGAUAGGAGGAAUGAUCGAAGGAACGACCGAGGCCAAAGUAGCCGUGGGUUGAUAAACAAAAAUACUGUUGAUAGAGCCUCGGGAAAUAGAGAAACUCCAAGGUUAUCGGAGUACAACUUUUGCAUCGAUAUAGCAACAAUAGCGGCGGCCGUUAUCCGAAACAUAGAAACAAGACAUCCAAGGCCAAUCCAAUCUGAUCCAGAGAAGCGGGAUAGAAGUCUUAUUUGUAAGUAUCAUCAUACUCACAGCCAUCGGACCGAGGAUUGUCGGCAGCUGAGAGAGGAGUUCGCUCGUCUGUUCAAUUUGGGGCAUCUUCGAGAAUUCCUAAGUGAACGAGCAAAAACCCAUUUCAAAAACCUGGACUCCAACAAGCAGGAUAGGCCGGAAGAGCCUCAGCAGGUGAUACACAUGAUCAUGGGAGGAACUGACGUUCCUAUUGGGCCGGUUGUAAAACACACAAAAAUUUCCAUAACGAGGGAAAAGCAUAUCCGGAAUGAUGACCCCGAUGGUCCCAUCACGUUCAAUGACGAGGACAUGGAAGGCAUCGCCCAGCCGCGUAACGACGCACUGGUAAUAACCGUCCUUGUCAAUAAGUUUAGAAUUAAACGCGUGCUAAUUGAUACAGGUAGCUCGGCUAAUAUCAUCCGAUGGAGAGUCAUCGAACAGCUGGGACUAUUGGAUCAGAUCGUGCCGGCAAUACGGGUCCUCAACGGAUUCAACAUGGCAUGCGAAACGACGAAGGGUGAGAUCACUUUACCAAUCAAUAUGGCAGGGACUACGCAGCAGACAAAAUUUUAUGUGAUAGAGGGAGACAUGGGAUACAAUGCAUUGCUGGGCAGACCGUGGAUUCACCUCGUGGAGCGGUUCCCUCGACUAUGCAUUAGGUAUUGA